Messenger RNA from Magallana angulata, 2773 nucleotides. RefSeq names its product ileal sodium/bile acid cotransporter-like. Bases 532 to 2091 code for a protein of 519 amino acids. The transcript has 5 exons. The record is from RefSeq and is a predicted model, not a curated record. Gene Ontology annotation, cellular component: membrane. Lineage: Eukaryota; Metazoa; Mollusca; Bivalvia; Ostreida; Ostreidae.
UAUCAGAGAAGCAACAUUUUAGCACCCAAAGACUCCAAUGACUGCUGAAUGGGCAAACCCAGGGCCAACCUCUUACUCAGGUCUUUAACCUAAAUGACAACGUCACUGCCCCGAUAGUUGGGAAUGAUAACCCUAAAGGUGUGAGGAGCUGAACAGAGAUUCCUGAGAGCUAGAACACCGACUAAAUAAAUAACCCCAGGCUGUUUUUCAUAAGAACAUGGAAUUCCAAACAAAUACAAAGUUUUGAAGUCAACAAAUAGACCUUGCGACGAACUUGAUUGAAAUCCAUAGCCAAGGAGGCCUGUUUUCAUUGGCGAUUAAGCUCCAGUGUCUGACGAUUAACAGUCCAUAAAAUGAGCAAGGGGUUUAAAGUUUUACGCCAUUCAGUUUUCUUUUGGUGUACAUGAUACCCGUCAGUCUCAGCGGUCGGCCACAGAAACUCGACCUCUCGAAUGUGAUUUCUGAAUCAGAGUUAACAGGAUUUAAAGUAUGCAGACGCCGAUUUAAAAUUUAAGGGACAUUCCGGGAAAAAUGACGUUGAGGAUUUUAGCGAUACUCUUACUGACUCUGGAGGGCAUAAGUGCUGAGAGUGGUCAAGUGGCACCAGACAAUGCAUCGAAUCGAACCGGGGGCCCGAUGGAGUUGAGCUGGGGCCCGCUGCAGCCGUUUGUCCUGACCAUGUAUCAAGAGAGUACGUUUUCUGUGGAGUACACUUUAUAUUGUAAUCACAGCAGUGACCGGUACAGGGUGGAGAUCUCCAGUAAACGUCACGUGGUCUUUACCGUCCGGCAGGACGCCAUUGUCCUCUACUGCUCCAACGCCACGGACAUUUUGAUGAACGUAACCGACACCGGUCCACAGGUUAUUCCAAUCCCAGUGACGUCAUCUACACCCUCUCCUCGCUAUCACGUCAUACAGAGGAAGGGUCUCCGCGGAAAAUUGACCUUGGCUCUUUAUGGUGAACUCAUAGGGCGGGCGUUGUUGGACGUCAAACUGCAAAAGGUCGGGAACUCCCUCCAAAACGAGACUACGGCUGAUCGUCACGUGUUCAAUGUGGUAGUGUUUAGAAAACUUGGGGUGUUCGAUACGGUUUUCCGGGUACUUAUUUACAUUUUCAUAGUGUUUGUGACCUUGGCCUUUGGAUGUAAACUUGACAUUGAUGUUGUGAAGGAGAACUUACGACGUCCUGUUGCCCCCGCCAUAGGUCUGUGCUGUCAGUACAUACUGAUGCCCAUGAUCGCAUUUGCUAUCGCAAAAUUAGUUGUUCCAAACGAUCCCGCUGUGGCUCUUGGAAUAUUUAUUUCCGGAGUAUGUCCAGGAGGCGGAGUCAGCAACAUUUACUCACAUCUAUUGGAUGGAGACCUGUCACUCUCGAUUACCAUGACAACCAUUAGUACCAUUGCUGCUCUAGGAAUGAUGCCUCUGUGGAUCUACACGCUGGGUAAAGUGUUCACUGACGAGCUGGGCGGGGCCACCAAGAUGGAUAUCCCCUUCCUGAACAUCUUCACCGCCCUCAUCAUCCUGAUCGUGCCGCUACUGGUGGGCGUGGCCAUCAAGUACAAGCUCCCGCGCCUGACCAAAGUCCUGAUGAAGAUCAUCACCCCCGUCACUCUCUUCGUCAUCAUCAUCCUCAUCUCCGUGGGCAUCUACACCAAUCUCUUUAUCUUCAAGUUCUUUGAACCCAAGGUGAUUCUGGCCGGGUCCCUGCUGCCGUACUGUGGUUAUAUACUCUCCGGUAUCAUCAGUCUGAUUCUACGACAAUCUUGGACCAAGGUCAAAACUAUCAUUAUAGAGACUGGCAUUCAAAACCAGGGCGUCGCUAUUUUGCUCAUGUUCACUGCCUUCCCGCCCCCUGACGGCGAGAUAGCAGCCGUGGCACCCAUUGCUUCCGGGGUCAUGACCCCUCUACCUCUGUUUGUGCUCACCAUUAUCUACCAAAUUUACAAACGUUGUAACAAAGAUAAAUACGCAAGCGUACCGGAAAAGGAUGCGACGAAACGUGGCGAUGUGGACAUGGAGGUUAAAAAUGGCAGCACUAAAAUUAUUGUCAAUGGAAAUAAAGAAGAGAAGGAAAUGUUACAAGACGGCUGAUUGUUGUGUUGUUGUGGGACGGUGCUAAGUUUCCAAAUAUGCAAUAUGAUAUAUAGUUUAUUAUAUUGGUGACCUGUAAUAUGUAAACAAUGUGAUCAAUGACUUUUAUACAACCCUCCAAUAUAUAAAUAUCCAAUGUAUGGAUGUAAGCAAAACUGUAUUUAAUGUCUCACAGUCAUUGAUUACGGUAACGAACGAUGGAAGUUAUUAUUAUUUUUUUUAAAUGGAUGGUAUAGAGUAAAAAAAAAAUGAAGACACAAAUUAAAAAAUGUGAUAGUAAUAGGCCACAAACUGCCUUCCCACACACAUAGAUAUUUAAAACAUAUCAUGUAAACUUGUUAACUUUAAAUAAUAAUAUGCUAAUUUUUCUGAUGAAUAUGAUGUUUUGGAUGAAUUCAUUCACCUGACUCCUGAUACAAUUUAAAUACAAAAUUCUGAAAACUUUGGUCUGUUGGUCAGUGUUGAAAAACAUUAUAUUUGAAAGAAAAAUGAUCUUCUAUAACCAUGUAAACUGAUUAGAUAUUGGUAUAUAGGGCAUUUAUAUGUUUGUAUAACUCUUGUUCAAUAUUUUGUUCGAUAUGUAUACUAAUAGACUACAGUUUUAUAGUGAUUUAUGUAAACACAUUAUUUUGUUAUAAAAAUUGUUUUUUAUUCAGAAAUGUCAAUAUAAAUUUUUAAAUUC